This is a messenger RNA of Hyposmocoma kahamanoa, 6088 nucleotides long. Its product is annotated as cadherin-23. The transcript is spliced from 28 exons. The coding region runs from base 350 to 6025 and encodes 1891 amino acids. Gene Ontology annotation, cellular component: cell-cell junction; plasma membrane. Gene Ontology annotation, molecular function: calcium ion binding. Gene Ontology annotation, biological process: homophilic cell-cell adhesion. NCBI's taxonomy places the organism in Eukaryota, Metazoa, Arthropoda, Insecta, Lepidoptera, Cosmopterigidae. The record is from RefSeq and is a predicted model, not a curated record.
CGUGACCCGCGCUCGACCGCGCACCUGUGCCGCACGAAAGCGAAACGCCUGACGCGCGCAAAAACGGAAGUGCAGUGACUCAUUCAAAAUAUCGAACCGUUUUGAACUCUGAAUUCGGAAUUGAACUAUUUCUAUUUUAUCUAUUGACUUUGAAUAGUGUUAACGGGAUAAAAAUUGAGGGGUACGCGAAACCAUCAGCACGUAAAGGAGAUUAAAUCAAGAGGCACGACAACACUUUCACCAGUACACCACGACCUUCCCACGGUGAAACCGUGUGAAGAAAACCUGGAAAAUGAUACACAUGUUGAGAAUCGAUAAAGUUUUUCCAUGCAUCAAAUAAUCGUGCAAUAUGAACGCGUGGAAGCGUUCCCUAUCCGCAAUAUUCCGGUUCGAUUUGGACCUGAACCGGCCGCGGGUCCGGUUAAAAGCGGUUUCGUCCAGAUGCGGCCAGAUGUUGUGGUUGAUAUUGCUGUUUGCGGUGGUUGCUGCCAAUCGGCCACCGCGGUUUCUUAUAGAUGGACAGUCUGAAAUUGUUGUCAGGUUGAAGGAAGGAACAGACACUCCAGUUGGUAGCUUGAUAUACCGACUACGGGGCGUUGACCCUGACGGAGAUACGCUGAAGUUUGGCAUCAGAGAUCAGCUCGGUAGUGAUAUUUUGAGAUUAGAAGCCAUUUCAUCCAACGAAGCUAAUAUUUAUUUAGUUAAGGAAUUAGAUAGAGAGGUUCGUGAUGAAUACUCCUUCGUGCUUACGUUAACAGACGGGCAUUUGGGGGAGGGUAAUUUCAUCACGCAAAGCUUUUUGCUAUUAGUCGAAGAUGUGAACGACAACGAACCUAUUUUCAAGCCGUAUCCCUCCGCAAUCACCGUGAAAGAAGGAGCUCCUCCCAGUGUAUUGACCACCGUGGAGGCAACGGACCUUGACGAAGGAGCUUAUGGACAAGUAUUAUAUCACUUACAAGAGAUAGAUGGUGAUGUGGAGAACUUCGCUGUACAAACAGUGAAUGGAAAAGGUGUUAUUCGCUUGAUAAAUAGGUUAGACUAUGAGAAGAAGUCGUUGUAUCAGUUACGGGUUUUGGCGGUUGAUAGAGCGAAUCAAGGGCGGGUGAACACAGGGACUGCGGCUAUACUAGUCAAGGUGCAGGAUGAAGAGGAUCAGCCCCCGGAGUUCGUUGUCGCCAGCCCGGUUACAAGGAUUAGUGAAGAUGCGCCCAUUGGAACUUCUGUUUUAGAAGUACGAGCAAUUGAUGGAGACCGAGGCAUCAACAACCGUAUCUCAUACAGCAUCAUAUCAGGCGGAGAAGAUCAUUUUGACAUUGACAGCAGCUCUGGGGUGGUGUAUACCAUCAACCAGCUUGACAGAGAGGACCCCAAUAAUAGCAAUGGAGCUUAUAUUUUGGAGAUACUGGCUACAGAAGAAUCACGAUCUGUAUCACCCAUGCCAAGUGCAACAACAGAAGUCACAGUGAUUGUGACAGAUGUGAAUGAUGAGACACCUCGAUUCCGUAGUGAACGAUACAUCGGGGAAGUGCUAGAGAAUGCUCAACAGAACACACCUAUCACAUUUCUACAGGAUGCUAUACCAGAAGUGUUUGAUUAUGAUCAGGGCAAAAAUGGUACCUUUGAAUUGUACCUUGUAGGAGAUAAUGGAGUAUUUGACGUGACACCCUUCAAAGGUAUAAACGAGGCUUCGUUUCUAAUCAGAGUAAACGACGCGUCAUUCCUGGACUACGAAAGUGUUACUGUGAUGAACUUCAGCUUGGUUGCUAAAGAGGUUGUUGCCAAAGAUCCAAAAAUGAGUGUAGUCCCAAUAAUGGUGCAUAUAAAAGACGAGAAUGACAACUUUCCGGAGUUUACAGAAACUUUAUACACAGUGUCGAUACCAGAGAACUGCGGAGUUGGCACUACUGUCGCUUGGGUACAGGCUUUGGACCAAGAUUCUGAUAACUAUGGCACUAGAGGAAUUAGAUAUACUAACUUAGGAGGAAGCAUUGCUAAUCUUCUUAACCUAAAUCAAAUAUCAGGAGUAAUAACAGUUAAACAAGCGGGCGGAGACAAUUUCGACCGGGAGCUCGUCUCCCGUCACUACCUCACUGUCGAAGCCCGAGACGAUCUAGGCCGAGGCAACCGAAACACGGCCCAGCUUAUCAUAAACAUUGAAGACGUGAAUGACAAUGCGCCUAUGUUCUUGGGCAAUAAGUACGAAGCUAGAUUGCUUGAGAACGAACGACAGUUUGAGAACCCUCUUAUGCUUGAAGCGAGGGAUAUUGAUUUGAAUGGUACAAAGAAUAGCCACAUAGAAUACUCAAUAGUGGGAGGCGAUUAUAAAUCCAACUUCUCAAUCGACCCGAACCUCGGUAUCAUCACGCCUGUGAGUGGACUCGACUUCGAGCAAAUACCUGGGGAUAAUAGCAACAUUCGGCCAAUACAUUUGACUGUUCGAGCGCGCGACUUCGGCAUACCGCCCUUGUCGUCGACGGUACCUGUAACAAUCUACGUGCAGGACGUGAACGACCACGCCCCAAUGUUCCAGCAGAUGUUAUACAAAAGAUCUAUCCCCGAGGAUAUGCCGGGGGGCACUAGUGUGCUUGAGGUGAAAGCUCGUGACAGCGAUGGUUCUUCACCAAACAACAAAAUCGUAUACCGCAUCCAGCGCGGGGCUAGCGACAAGUUCGUCAUCGACUCGCGUACCGGCGUGGUCUCGGUCGCGAACGGAUCCUCUCUGGACCCCGAUAAGACCAACCCCAAAAGUAACAGAUACACUUUGACUGUGGUGGCUCUCGAUGGCGGUAUAGGCGACCAGCAACUAAGCGCAGCUGUGCUAGUCAACAUUACAAUCGUCGAUGUGAAUAACAAGCCGCCAGUGUUCGUUGAGCCCGGAACUAUCACUAUUAAGGAGAACACACAGGUGGGAACCAUAGUAUACCAAGCACGUGCCAAAGACCUGGACGACCAGCCAGUACUACGUUAUUCUGUAGACAAAAAAGCCAGCAUUGCUCGAGACGAAGACGGUAUCCCCGUUCCAGUGUCAGAGUUUGACUAUCUCGCGCUUUGGGAUUUGAACUCUGUUGACGGCACUUUAAGAGUGGUGAGACUCCUAGAUAGAGAAAAGGUAGAAACAAUAAAGCUGGUACUAACAGUGGAAGACAUGGCAGCUAUCGAAGGCGGUCCACGGCAGACAGCUUCUGCCACGCUCACAGUUGUAGUAGACGAUGAGAAUGACAACAAUCCGAAGUUCCGCAAGCCAUUCUACAAAACUUCUAUUCCAGAAAAUUCUAAGAUUGGAAUCAACAUCGCAACUGUCAUCGCUGAUGAUGCAGACAAAAAUAGGAGCAUGACGUAUUUUCUUGAAGGUCCAGAAGAUCUCCUAAAUCUAGUGCACAUGGAAUCCAAAACGGGCGAGAUAGUGGUAGCAAACAAAAUCGACCACGAACAAUACCCUUGGAUUAAUCUCACUGUGAAAGCUGUAGAUAGCGGUGUGCCGCCGAGAUAUUCCGUCGCUGAUAUGUUUAUACAAGUGCUAGACGAAAACGACAAUAAUCCCGUAUUCGAGUCAUCGACGUUCGAGUACCGAGUUCGCGAAGACGUCGAACCCGGAACAACUAUAGCCGACAUCGUAGCUAGAGACGCCGACUCGGGAGAGUACGGGAAGAUCACUUAUCUGCUUGAUAGGAUAUCUACGCAGGGCAAAUUCCUAAUAAAUCCCGAAACCGGCGCUCUGACAGUGUCCGAUUGGUUGGACCGCGAGACGCAAUCGACGUACAACUUGGUUGUGGAGGCGUGGGAUAAUUACCAGUUCGGAUACCUCAGUGGGGAGAGCAGGAACGCUUUUAAGCAAAUUGUAGUGUACAUAGAAGACGUAAACGACAACCCCCCAAUUCUCCACCUUCCACCCGAAUGCACCACCAUAACUGAAUUCCAUAAUCACCGCGAACCUAUUGUAGCUGUCUCCGCCACAGACGCUGACGACAACAAUUUGCCUAACGGUCGGGUGCAGUUCCAUCUUGUUGGCGGGAAGGGGUACGAUCUCUUCCGCUUCGAACAAAUAGGGGGCGACGCGAACACGGGGCGUUUAUAUGCCCGUCAAUCACUCAAAGACCGAUUCGGAAACUACACUCUCCUAGUCGAAGCCAGAGACCUCGGCGUCCCUUCGAACGUCGCCAAGGGAGAACUUAGACUCUGUGUCACUGAUUAUAAUGACCACGCUCCCGUGUUUAUGCAUCCACCGCAAAAUGUUACCAUUAAGGUGCCUGAGAACGCAACAGUAGGCACGACAGUUGUGGAAGUCAGAGCAAUCGACGCGGAUAUAGGCCCGAACGGCGCCGUGAGGUACCGCGUGCGAAAGGACGCGGCGGCCGCGUGGCGAGCCUUUACGGUACAUGCUACAAGCGGAGCCUUGAGGACUACCAUACCACUUGAUAGAGACAAACAAACUGUAUAUCAGCUAAGGAUAGAAGCCUACGAUCUGGGCCUCCCGACACCUUUAAGCUCAGACUUAGAUCUCACAAUCUACGUACAAAACGUCGACAACUACCGACCACGGUUCCCCAAUAAAAAUUUCCACGUAAAUAUGACCGAAAACAAUCGAGAGGAAGGGGUUUACCUCCCUAGUGUUAUAGAAAGGGAUGCGAUUGAUAGAGGGGAUGAACCUGUUCUGCCUGUGUGUUAUUAUAUCGUUGAGGGGAAUCAGGAUGGAGCGUUCGAAUUGCACCGCAAUACCCAUAAACUAUCAACAACUCGCCCAUUAGACCGCGAACAGCAAGCAAACUACACACUGACUAUACUAGCUACUGAAGACUGUAUUGCCACACCCAACUACCAAGCAGAUGUAGACUUUGUCAGCACAUUAGUUGUCCACGUAACAGUGAAUGAUGUUAAUGAUAACGCGCCUAAGUUUGUUAGUAAGAUAUUCACAGGCGGUAUUACAACUGAAGCUGAUUUUGGAAUUGAAUUUAUGCAAGUAAAGGCCAUUGACUUCGAUGAAGGUGACAAUGCAAAGAUAAGCUAUUACCUCGAUGGUGAAGUGAAGGAAACUUUAACCGAAGGCCUUGAGAACCUAGCCGUCUCGCCAUUCCUGGUCAACAUUGACACUGGGGCAGUGUCCUUGAACUUCGACCCGCAAAAAGGAAUGAAAGGAUACUUUGAUUUCAAGGUAAUAGCCAACGACACAGGUGGUCUACAAGACGAGGCUCACGUAUUCAUAUACCUACUAAGGGAAGACCAACGCGUUCGUUUCGUCCUCCGUGCCCAUCCUUCAGAAAUACGAGAAAAAAUUCACAUAUUUCGAUCACAACUGGCCAAAGUUGCGGAUUCUGUAGUCAAUAUAGAUGAUUUACGAGUACAUGAAAAUAAAGAUGGUUCCGUUGAUAACACUAAGACUGAUUUAUAUUUACAUUUGGUGAAUGGAGAGGAUCAUUCGGUACUCGAAGUUGAUCAGGUGUUAAGGAUUGUUGAUAAGAAUAUCGAACAGCUGGAUGAAUUGUUCAAGGAAUUCAACGUCCUAGACACACAACCCGCGGAAUACCAACCCCUACUAGCCGAUACAUUAUCAUCGAAUCAAACAGUCUUCUGGCUAGUAUGGACAUCACUAUUCCUCGCCGUGCUACUCGUGUUAUCUAUCAUGAUGUGCUUGUCACAACGCGCCGAUUACAUGCGGAGAUUGAAAGCUGCUACUGCCACUGCUUAUUCCUCGGGCACAGCGGGCGAAUCUGACAUGACAAUCCGCAGCACUACAGGACGCGUACCCAACACCAAUAAGCACAGCACCAAAGGCUCCAAUCCCAUCUGGCUACACGCAUACGAAAACGACUGGUACAAAUCUGAUGAACAGAGUGAACGGGAUUCCCUUGACGAGAACGCCGUUGACCAAGACUUGUCUAACGAAAAACCUUAUUUUAUAACCACUGGCGCUUUUCCAUCUCUCGAUUCCAACGAGACUGCUCCACAAACGAAUGAAGCCAAGUACAACUUUUAUCAGCAACUGGAACAAAUGAAGAACGCCAAAAAUAUGGAGACGACUGAACUAUAACUCUAUUUUGACAUGUACUUAUAUAAAUUAUCAUAUGCUUGUGCCUUUAUAGAGCGAGAGUCA